Sinocyclocheilus anshuiensis is the source of this 1102-nucleotide messenger RNA. RefSeq names its product transgelin-like. Gene Ontology annotation, molecular function: actin filament binding. The transcript is spliced from 6 exons. The record is from RefSeq and is a predicted model, not a curated record. Gene Ontology annotation, cellular component: actin cytoskeleton. Gene Ontology annotation, biological process: actin filament organization. Lineage: Eukaryota; Metazoa; Chordata; Actinopteri; Cypriniformes; Cyprinidae. The coding region runs from base 208 to 807 and encodes 199 amino acids.
GCUUGAGAAAAACAGCGUGUCCUUUUAAGGUGUCAAUUUCCUUUUCUCUGCACCCUCUCACCGAAUGCCUCGUUUUUUAUUUCUCUAAUGGAAAAGACAUCUCAUCUGGAAACAGCGAUACUCUGCUGAACAUAGUAAAGCUCCAGAGUGACUGGUGUCUGUGUGAACGACUAAGUCAUCUUCAUUUUCACUAGAGGAGCUUCAACCAUGGCAAACAAGGGUCCAUCUUAUGGGAUGAGCCGCCAGGUGCAGGAUAAAAUCAAGCAGAAGUACGACCCUGAGCUGGAGGUGCGUUUGGUGGAGUGGAUCGUGACUCAGUGCGGCUCUGGGGUUGGAAAACCAGAGGCUGGAAAACUGGGCUUCCAGACCUGGCUCAAAGACGGAUGUGUUUUGUGUGAGCUCAUCAAUAGUCUGUGUAAGGACAAGCCUGUGAAGAAGAUCCAGAGCUCCAGCAUGGCUUUCAAACAGAUGGAGCAGGUCUCUCAGUUCCUCAAUGCUGCCGAGCAGUACGGCGUCGUCAAAACCGACAUGUUUCAGACCAUAGAUCUGUGGGAGGGAAAGGACUUGGCCGCAGUGCAGAGGACACUCAUGGCUCUGGGCAGCAUCGCCGUUACUAAAGAUGAGGGCAGCUUCCGCGGAGAUCCCAGCUGGUUCUUCAAGAAAGCUCAGGAGAACCGGAGAGAUUUCUCUGAAGGCCAGCUGAAAGAAGGGAAGAAUGUUAUAGGCCUGCAGAUGGGAUCCAAUAAAGGGGCGACCCAGUCUGGCAUGACAGGCUACGGCAGACCUCGACAGAUCAUGAACCCAUGAGUCCUUCCCUCGGUUCCCCGAGCAUCACUGCAUCCCAACCCCUGGACUCCAAAUGUUCAAAAUAUGACCAGAAUAUGACAGCGUAAUAAAUAUAAAAGAACACCACCACUCGGUACUAAACCAAGUUUCCAUAUCCAGUGUCAAUCCCUGCUUGUGGAAUGUAUCUGGUCAAAUUAAAAUUCUUUGUUGAGCAGAAUUUUGCAUUUCAUCUGAGUGCAACAUGACAGAUUGUGCGGUUUAAUAAAGCAAUAAGCCCCAAGAAGCCGGGGUUUUAGGCACUCCGCUUUUAUAAAAC